AUGGCAUCAUACCUUCUAUCACAAUCGAGUGUCAUCAAAGCAACAAGCCCGUCGUGGCUCAGGAACCGCCGCCAAUUCUCCUCGUCUCCCACAUCCCGCCACGGUCACCUAGACCCACCCCGACCGGGUGAAGAACGCAAGGUAACCUUUGUAGACAAAGAUGGCCACGCCACGACAUUCGAAGUAGCCGACGGCGACAACCUCCUCGACAUCGCCCAAGCCAACGACAUAGAGAUGGAAGGCGCAUGUGGCGGAUCCUGCGCCUGCUCAACGUGCCAUGUCAUAGUAGCAGACGAAGCUUACUACGACAAGAUGGAGGAGCCAGAUGACGACGAGAAUGACAUGCUGGAUCUGGCGUUUGGUCUGACUGAGACCAGUCGCCUGGGGUGCCAGGUUAAGAUGAGCAAAGAGCUUGAUGGCUUGGUCGUGCGGUUACCGAGCAUGACGAGGAACCUGCAGGCUAGCGAUUUCGACAGCAAAUGA
This is a messenger RNA of Alternaria burnsii, 483 nucleotides long. Its product is annotated as ferredoxin. Gene Ontology annotation, cellular component: mitochondrion. Gene Ontology annotation, biological process: P450-containing electron transport chain; positive regulation of oxidoreductase activity. The coding region runs from base 1 to 483 and encodes 160 amino acids. The transcript is spliced from 2 exons. NCBI's taxonomy places the organism in Eukaryota, Fungi, Ascomycota, Dothideomycetes, Pleosporales, Pleosporaceae. Gene Ontology annotation, molecular function: 2 iron, 2 sulfur cluster binding. The record is from RefSeq and is a predicted model, not a curated record.